This is a messenger RNA of Lates calcarifer (barramundi perch), 1038 nucleotides long. Its product is annotated as negative elongation factor E-like. The transcript has 5 exons. NCBI's taxonomy places the organism in Eukaryota, Metazoa, Chordata, Actinopteri, Centropomidae. The annotation marks the transcript as partial. The record is from RefSeq and is a predicted model, not a curated record.
CCAAGCAGAAACUGGAGGAUCGUCUCGCAGCUGCAGCCAGGGAGAAGCUGGCCCAGGCAUCUAAGGAGUCCAAGGAGAAACAGCUACAGGCAGAGAGGAAGAGGAAGGCAGCACUCUUCCUACAGACCCUCCGCAGCCCCUUUGCUGGAGAGCCUGAGGCCAAGAGAGUUGAGCUAGACUCAUCUGCACAGCUUGAGAUGCAAGAAGCCCUUUCUGUUCUGUCUGACCUUGCGCCUACUCAAGUGUCCUCUGCGCCACCUGCGUAUCCUCAGGAUCAAAGGCCCCCUGCGGAGAACCAAGGGGCCUAUCGCAGCAGGGAUGCCCCAUCCUGCUCGUCCUCCUCAUCCUCCCACAUUACCUCCAGAGGAGCAGACAGAGAGAGAGAGAGAGAGAGAGACAGAGACCGCGACCGAGACAGAGAUAGAGAUAGAGAUAGAGAUAGAGACAGAGACAGAGACAGAGAUAGAGAUAGAGACAGAGAACGAGACAGAGACAGGGAUAGGGAUAGGGAUAGAGAUAGAGAUAGAGACAGAGACAGAGACAGGAACAAAGGGAGGGACAAAGAGAAAAAGAAGAAAAAACACAAGCGGAGGUCAAGGUCAAGGUCCAAGAGCAGACACUCCCUUCCUAGUGCCUACAGGAGAGCCCGCAGGUCCCGAUCCCGCUCACACUCCCCGGGGAGAAGGGACAGGAGGGGCAACUCAUCAGACAGGAGACGUGAAGAGAGAGAGCGGGAGCGCCAUCAUCCUAGCAGCAGCUCCGGCCUGCCCAGGGGGCAUUCACGAUCCAGGUCCCCUCCUGAAAAAAGCAGGAGCUCCUUGUCAUCCUCAGGGCAGAUGCAAACUGUGGGUUUCUCACUCUCUCCAUAUUCCUCACCUGGCAGAGUUUUGUCCCAUCGGCUAGCCCUGCCUCCAGCCUGGCCCACUCCAGGGGUGGUUCUCAGGAGAAAGACAAGGCAGUGUCCUCAUCUAUAGUAUCCUCUGUUCAGUCCAAAAUAACUCAGGUAUUGUUCUUUGCUUUUAUCCCUGAUACGUCCUC